Messenger RNA from Sorex araneus (European shrew), 6288 nucleotides. RefSeq names its product solute carrier family 12 member 2 (gene SLC12A2). The transcript is spliced from 27 exons. Gene Ontology annotation, cellular component: membrane. Gene Ontology annotation, biological process: sodium ion transmembrane transport; potassium ion homeostasis; chloride transmembrane transport. Bases 146 to 3760 code for a protein of 1204 amino acids. Lineage: Eukaryota; Metazoa; Chordata; Mammalia; Eulipotyphla; Soricidae. The record is from RefSeq and is a predicted model, not a curated record. Gene Ontology annotation, molecular function: ammonium channel activity; sodium:potassium:chloride symporter activity.
CCGGGCUAGCGGGGAAGAGCGGGCGGCGAGGGAGAGCGACUUCCCUCACCACCCCUAGCGCCGCGACCGCGGCGGCCGCCGGCCAGGGGCGCGUCAGCCGCGCCAAGCCGCCAGGCGCUCGGGAUCCGUCGGGGGUCGGGCGGGGAUGGAGCCGGGCCCCAAGGCGCCCUCCUCCGGCUCCCCGAGGCUGUCCGGGGUCGGGGAGCCGCCGCCAGCUGCCGGCGCGCUUGCAGCCGCCCGGGUGGAGCUGCCCGGCACGGCCGUGCCUUCGGUGCCGGAUGAUGCUGCGGCCGCGAGCCGGGCCGGCGGCGGGGUGCGAGGCGAGGGCGCCGCGGCGGCCGGCGACGGGCUGGGGAGACCCCUGGGGCCCACGCCGAGCCAAAGCCGCUUCCAAGUGGACGUGGUUGCAGAGAACGCCGGGCGGGCCGCGGCGGCGGCGGCGGCGGCGGCGGCAGUCGCGGGGGCCAAGGAGACCCCCGCGGACGGGAAAGUCGGCGGCGAAAGCGGCCCGGCCAAGGGCAGCGAGGAAGCCAAGGGUCGCUUCCGUGUGAACUUCGUGGACCCGGCUGCCCCCCCGCCGGCCGACGAGAGCCUGUUGGAUGCGGCGGUGGUCGGAGGCGACGGGCCCAACGUGAGCUUCCAGAACGGCGGGGACACGGUGCUGAGUGAGGGCAGCAGCUUGCACUCGGGCGGCGGCAGCGGGCACCACCCGCACCACUACUAUGACACGCACACCAACACCUACUACCUGCGCACCUUCGGCCACAACACCAUGGACGCCGUGCCCAGGAUCGACCACUACCGGCACACGGUCGCGCAGCUGGGCGAGAAGCUGCUCCGGCCCAGCCUCGCCGAGCUCCACGACGAGCUGGAAAAGGAGCCCUUUGAGGAUGGCUUUGCAAACGGGGAAGAAAGUACUCCGACCAGAGACGCUGUGGUCACAUAUGCUGCGGAAAGCAAAGGGGUCGUGAAGUUCGGCUGGAUAAAGGGCGUAUUAGUACGUUGUAUGUUAAACAUUUGGGGUGUGAUGCUCUUCAUUAGGUUAUCUUGGAUUGUGGGUCAAGCUGGAAUAGGUUUAUCGGUCGUUGUAAUAGCCAUGGCCACUGUUGUGACAACUAUCACCGGAUUAUCCACAUCAGCAAUAGCUACUAAUGGAUUUGUACGAGGAGGAGGAGCAUAUUAUUUAAUAUCUAGAAGUCUAGGGCCAGAAUUUGGUGGUGCAAUUGGUCUGAUCUUUGCUUUUGCCAAUGCUGUUGCAGUCGCUAUGUAUGUGGUUGGAUUUGCAGAAACUGUGGUGGAGUUGCUUAAGGAACAUUCCCUUCUUAUGAUAGAUGAAAUUAAUGAUAUCCGAAUAAUUGGAGCUAUAACAGUGGUGGUCCUCUUAGGUAUCUCAGUAGCAGGCAUGGAGUGGGAAGCAAAAGCUCAGAUUGUGCUUUUGGUGAUUCUGCUACUUGCUAUUGCUGAUUUCAUCAUAGGAACAUUUAUCCCUAUGGAGAACAAGAAGCCCAAAGGUUUCUUUAGUUAUAAAGCUGAAAUCUUUUAUGAAAACUUUGGACCAGAUUUUCGAGGUGAAGACAAUUUCUUUUCUGUAUUUGCCAUCUUUUUUCCUGCUGCAACUGGUAUUCUGGCUGGAGCAAAUAUCUCAGGUGACCUUGCAGAUCCUCAGUCAGCCAUACCCAAAGGAACACUUUUAGCCAUUUUAAUUACCACGGUGGUUUACGUAGGAAUUGCAGUGUCUGUUGGUUCUUGUGUUGUUCGAGAUGCUACUGGGAGUGUUAAUGACACUAUUGUAUCAGAGUUCACAAACUGUACUACUGCAGCUUGUAGUUUAAACUUUGACUUUUCAUACUGUGACAGCAAUCGUUGUUCUUAUGGCCUAAUGAACAAUUUUCAGGUAAUGAGCAUGGUGUCUGGAUUUGCACCAUUGAUUUCUGCAGGUAUCUUUUCAGCCACUCUUUCCUCUGCUUUAGCAUCUCUUGUGAGUGCUCCCAAAAUAUUUCAGGCUCUAUGUAAGGACAAUAUCUACCCAGCUUUCCAAAUGUUUGCUAAAGGAUAUGGGAAAAACAAUGAACCUCUUCGUGGCUACAUUUUAACAUUCUUAAUUGCACUUGGAUUCAUCUUGAUUGCUGAACUGAAUGUUAUUGCUCCAAUUAUUUCUAACUUCUUCCUUGCAUCAUAUGCACUGAUCAAUUUUUCAGUAUUCCAUGCAUCACUUGCAAAAUCCCCAGGUUGGCGUCCUGCAUUCAAAUACUACAACAUGUGGAUAUCACUUCUUGGAGCCGUACUUUGUUGUGUAGUGAUGUUCGUCAUUAAUUGGUGGGCUGCACUGCUAACUUACGUGAUAGUCUUGGGACUGUAUAUUUAUGUCACCUAUAAAAAACCAGAUGUGAACUGGGGAUCCUCAACACAAGCCCUGACUUACCUGAGUGCAUUGCAGCAUUCAAUUCGUCUUUCUGGUGUUGAGGACCAUGUGAAAAAUUUUAGGCCACAAUGUAUUGUUAUGACUGGUUCUCCAAACUCACGCCCAGCUUUACUUCAUCUUGUUCAUGAUUUCACAAAAAAUGUUGGCUUGAUGAUCUGUGGUCAUAUACAUAUGGGCCCUCGAAGACAAGCCAUGAAAGAGAUGUCUGUUGAUCAAGCCCGAUAUCAGCGAUGGCUUAUCAAGAACAAAAUGAAAGGUUUUUAUGCCCCUGUACAUGCAGAUGACUUGCGAGAAGGUGCACAGUAUUUGAUGCAGGCUGCUGGCCUUGGGCGUAUGAAACCAAACACACUUGUCCUUGGAUUUAAGAAAGAUUGGAUGCAAGCAGAUAUGAGGGAUGUAGAUAUGUAUAUAAACAUGUUUCAUGAUGCUUUUGAUAUGCAGUAUGGAGUAGUAGUUAUCCGUCUAAAAGAGGGAUUGGAUAUAUCUCAUCUUCAAGGACAAGAAGAAUUACUAUCAUCACAAGAAAAAUCUCCUGGUGUCAAAGAUGUGGUAGUAAGCAUGGAGUAUAGUAAAAAAUCAGAUUUAGAUACUUCCAAACCAUCUGGUGAAAAAGCUGUUCCGCAUAAAGAUGAGGAAGAGGAUGGCAAGACUCCAACUCAACCACUGUUGAAAAAAGAAUCUAAAGGCCCUGGUGUACCUUUAAAUGUAGCUGACCAAAAGCUUCUUGAAGCUAGUACACAAUUUCAGAAAAAACAAGGAAAGAGUACUAUUGAUGUCUGGUGGCUUUUUGAUGAUGGAGGUUUGACCUUACUGAUACCUUAUCUUCUGACUACCAAGAAAAAAUGGAAAGACUGUAAAAUCAGAGUUUUCAUUGGUGGAAAAAUUAACAGAAUAGACCAUGACCGGAGAGCGAUGGCUACUUUACUUAGCAAGUUCCGGAUAGACUUCUCUGAUAUUAUGGUCCUAGGAGAUAUUAAUACUAAGCCAAAAAAAGAAAAUAUUAUAGCUUUUGAUGAAUUGAUUGAGCCAUAUAGACUUCAUGAAGAUGAUAAAGAACAAGACAUUGCAGAUAAAAUGAAAGAGGAUGAGCCAUGGAGAAUAACAGACAAUGAGCUUGAACUUUAUAAGACCAAGACAUACCGGCAGAUCAGGCUAAAUGAAUUAUUAAAGGAACAUUCUAACACAGCUAAUAUCAUAGUCAUGAGUCUCCCCGUUGCACGAAAAGGUGCUGUAUCGAGUGCACUCUAUAUGGCAUGGCUAGAAGUUCUGUCUAAAGACCUCCCACCGAUUCUCCUAGUCCGAGGGAACCAUCAGAGUGUCCUUACCUUCUAUUCGUAAAUGUUACGCAGUGGAUAGCCCUCUGGAUGGUACUUCAGUGCCUCGUGGUGAAGUAACUGACUCUUCGAUGACACAUUAACAUCACAAUGGCGAACUGUGACUUUUUUCCUUCACUAUUUUAUUCAUUUGAAAGCACACUGGGAGUUGCUCCAUCGACUUGGGUGUGGCAACUUCAGUUUAGUCAAUUCCAUAUCUCAGUCGUACUGGAUUCCUUGGCUUUGAACACAAGCUCACGAGAGUAAAGAUUUUCUUUGCUACUUGAAAAGCAAUAAAAGUGUGUUAUUGAAAGGAGUACAAAAAGCCUUUAGCCUUGAGGUGCCUUCUGAAAUUAACCAAAUUUCAUUCAUAUAUCCUCUUUUAUAAAUUUUCAGAAUGUCAAAUUUUGACUUAAGCCAUUUUUAUUUCUAGUCUCUUCCAUCUUAAAUGGACACCGCGUUUCUUCUUCCAUUGACCAAUUAGUGUUGAAUACUGUAUUUUUUUUAUUACUUUUAUAAAAGUAUGUUAUAUAUUAAAGGUAAGAAUUAGGGCAGGUCAGUGAAAAUGAAAAAAGAAAAAAAAAUUGAACAAAAAAUGACUCCAAGGGUAGGUUUGUGGUAAGUAUGUAGAUUUAAGGGGAAAAGAGCCAAUACCCCCUUUAUUUUUUUAACUUCGGAUUGGCUGUUUUAACUUCUACUAUUGACUUGUAAACAAAUUCCAAGAUUUUUUUUUUUUUCAAUUAGGAGAGAUCUGUCUUUAAAAAUCCCUUCAAGAAAUGCUAAAAGAUAUUUCUGGAGGAAAAUUUGACAGCAAUGCUAUUUAAUAUACUGUUUCAAUAUACACUAUAUGGAAUUUCACAUAUACUAUAUGUAUAUCCUUUAUAAAUAGUUAAAUAUUUAAUGUUUCAUCAAAUGGUUAAAUGGACCACUGGUUUCUUAAUGAAACAUUUUUAGGCUUCACUCAAUUUGUCAGGUAUACUCAGGAUUGAACACAUUAUUCUAAAUAAUCAAAUGUAAUUCAUUCUUCAUACUUUGAAACUUUUUUGUUAAGAAAAACUGCCAGUUUGUGCUUUGGAAAUGUCUAUUUGACAAUUUUGGACAAUUUUGAUAGUGCACGUGCACUGUUAACUAGAAGCUUUAGGAUUAUUAUGUGAAGUUUUUCAUUUUUUAUUCAAGGAAGGAUUUCCUAAAAACAUUUCAAGGGAUAUAUGUCUAUGCAGCUGUAUAUGUGGAUGUAUAUGCAUAUACAGAUGUGUAAAUGAUUUUUAAGUUGGUUUUUUGGGGUUUUUUUUUUUGCAUUUGGAAGUGAUCAAGAUUGAUUAGAUUAAAAUUCUCUUGUAAACACAAAUUUAAAAUUUGACAAACAUUUCCUAAGGGGAAGGCAUGUAACUUCACAUAGUUUCCACUCAGUUAAAUGGAGACUUUCCUCUACAGUGCUGUCUAGUGGAUUCAUUGGUAUGUGUGAGUGGCAAAGAAUUUGUGCAGGUUUUCAUGAAACCUGAUUAAAAGCUAAACAAGUACUGCUUUCGUCAAUAGUGCGUAUUUUUUUCCUGCAUGAGUAUGAAGUUAAUAUAAAAAUGGAGAUCUGAUCAUUUUGAAUUUAAAAAAAAUUAAUAAUUUCUUUUCCAAUUCUGCCCCCACACAUACACAUUUUAGCUCACAUCAUUGCUCCAGGUUUUGUAGUUUUGGUGGUAAGGACAGUAGAAGUUUCAUAUUGUUUAGUAUAAACAACGUUCGAGCUCUUUAAAUGGAUAAUAAGGCAUGAACUGAGUGCUGCUAUCUUGAAAUGUGCACAGGUACACUAAUUUUUUAUUUUACGUUUUUCCCAUUCAGGAAAACAUUGUGAUCUGUAUUGCAGGAACCAAAUGUCAUGCAUAAUACAUAUGUGUAUAAAGUAAAUAAACUAUACCUAAAUAUGCAUAAUGGGGGGAGGGUAAAACUGUCUGUGAAAUAAUGUAUGAAGCUUUUCACUUUUUAAAAAAUGCAUUUACUUUCACUUAACACUAGAUACCAGGUCAAAAUUUUCAGUUUUGUUGUAGUGCUCUAAUAAGUUUCAAAAAUUCUUAGAAGUACUAGCUAGCAUUGAAGCUGUUCUACUCUUAUUUAUGCUAAAUCUGAUCAUUUCAAUGCCAAAUCGUUUUUAGUUCUAAUCAUUGGUGAUGAAUUGGAAAUAAAUAAUUAUGCAAUGGUGUUUGAUAGUUCAUUAUUUCUAUAGGUAAAAAGUGAGUGGGUUUAGAAAGAAUGAUGGUGUAAAACCAAUUAUUAACAGUUAAAUCAUAUUUAUUUGUUACAUUUUUCAUUUGUAUUUUAGGCUUCCUUUUACAUCUUUUUAUAUGCUUUCUGACGUUACAUAUUUUUAAAGACUAUGGAAAUAAUUUAAAGAUUUGAACUCCGGUGGAUGUUUAUCUACUAAGUGUGAAAAUGUAAUAUUUUGAUAAUACUGUACUAUAAUUGUCACAGAAAUGCUUUUCUAAUGUUUUAAUGUUGAGUAUUGCAGUUGCUGCUUUGUACAGAGGUUACUGCAAUAAAGGAAGUAGAUUCUUUAAAACUCUA